This is a messenger RNA of Haliotis rufescens (red abalone), 2994 nucleotides long. RefSeq lists its product as uncharacterized. Lineage: Eukaryota; Metazoa; Mollusca; Gastropoda; Lepetellida; Haliotidae. The coding region runs from base 279 to 1121 and encodes 280 amino acids. The record is from RefSeq and is a predicted model, not a curated record. The transcript is spliced from 9 exons.
UCUACCCCGGAAUCUUCACGGGUCUGGUGCUAGUCAUAUACGAUACAAGAUAGUAUUUUAGAAUUUCUUUACUAAAUUUACUCAUUAUUUAAAAUAUAAGCGACAAAACCGUUCCAUUAACAAAAGAAGUGUCUGCUCAAAGCAGAAUCCAUUGUCAAUAUGUACCAUGCCAUGAUUUGAGUUGCCAUUGUGGCAUAUGUAUUAUCACGAUCAGACCAACAAACACAUGAGUGAAUUUGUUGUUCAAUGUUAACGUGAUUGGGGAAAACCCAUUGAGAAUGAAAAUAGACCCAAGUCAAGACACUAUUGGAGUUUUUGCACUAGUAUGCCGAUGUCUUCCUUUCUCCAGUAACAGAAGGAUGGGCGGUUUGUAUGGCACAAUAGUUUUCUUCGUGUGUUUGACAGGAUUUGUGCUGACCAGAAACAAAUCAUGUCUCUCUUACAACGAGGCCACCAAGAAGUGUGAAUGUUGCUACAGUGGGCUGACAGGACAGGACUGUAAGACCGAAUGUCCCAACUGUGGCAGUAGCUAUGUAAACAACAGAUGUAAGAGAUUUUGCCAGAAUGCACCAUCUUAUGGUACGCUGUGUGACAAACAAUGUCCAACUCCUUGCCUUCGUAAUGGAGGUUGUGAUGAAAGUUGUGCGACUCAAUUGGACUCUACAAAAGACAAGAGACCAUCAACUGAACGCAUUCCCCUGAACUCCCAGACAGUACAUGGGCCAGCUUCCCUUCGUCCUAUUGAAGGGGCUCUCAUCACGUUGGCAGUGUGUGCUGCUGUUUUUAUUGUUGCCCACAUCAUCACUGGAAUGAAGAAAGUCUGCACAAAAAGGUUGAAAGCUCUUUACGACAAGUGUAAAAGUGACAAGAGACCAUCAGCUGAACGUAUGCCCCUGAACCCCCCGACAGUACAUGGUGAAGUCAGUGAUUCCACAACACAGACUGAAGUAGAUGGUGCUCCAUCACCACCAACAGAUUUCCUUCACAGUGAAAGCACUAUGAAUAAGAAGGACUCAUCUCGGUUAGUUCCAGAACAGCCUCAAAGAGAAGAGUCCCGUUGUUACCAGAUCAGUGAGCCAGUGGCCGAGUCAGAACAAGACUUUGACGUGCACACAGGAUGAGCAAUACAGUUGGGAAGCUAUCAUGGUACAGCUGGUGCCAUCAGUAACAUUGUUUAGGGAUUUUUUCUAUUUCCAAUUAGUUCUAAGAAGUCCAACGCUAACUCUAUCUAUCAUUGUAUCAUCAGUGCAUCAUUGAUAUAGGGUAGAAUAUAUGUUUUUCUAUGAGGUCACCUCUGUUGAUAAAGCCAGCCGUAUCGUAUCGAGAGACGGUAAAAAAGGGGUACUUAUGUGGCGCUCAGCAAUAAGGGGAUACAACAAGGACUGGUCGGCUCGGAGUCAGUAUGCUGUGUCUCAGUAGGGUAUUCAUGAUAAAGUGUUUGAUGUCACCUCAUAAGUGAGUAUGGUUUUACGCACACACACAAAAUGGACUUAGCAUUGGGUCACUGCCCAAAGAUAGACUAAGUAUUGAAUCACCAUGCCAACAUGGCCUUAGGUCACUGCUCUACAAUGAAAUAAGUAUUGCGUCACCACCCUAAGAUGGACUAAGUAUUGAAUCACCAUGUCAACACAGUAUUAAGUCACUGCUCUACAAUGAACUAAGUAAUGCGUCACCACCCUAAGAUGGACUAAGUAUUCAAUCACCAUGUCAACACAGUAUUAAGUCACUGCUCUACAAUGAACUAAGUACUGCGUCACCACCCUAAGAUGGAUUUAGUAUUGAAUCACCAUGUCAACACAGUAUUAAGUCACUGCUCUACAAUGAACUAAGUAAUGCGUCACCACCCUAAGAUGGACUAAGUAUUCAAUCACCAUGCCAACAUGGUCUUAAGUCACUGCUCUACAAUGAACUAAGUAUUGCGUCACCACAGAUAGACUAAGUAUUUAUCUGUAUUCGCCACACCGGAAGAUGGACCAAAUAUUUGUUUAUCACCCAAAGACCGUUCAAUUAUCCAAAAUUCCCAUAUUCAAUUACCCAGGAGUUUCAUUUUCAGUUACCCAUAAGUUCCAUAUUCAAUUACCUAUAAGUUCCGUAUUCAAUUACCCAUAAGUUCCAUAUUCAAUUACCCAUAAGUUCCGUAUUCAAUUACCCAUAAGUUCCAUAUUCAAUUACCCAUAAGUUCCGUAUUCAAUUACCCAUAAGUUCCAUAUUCAAUUACCCAUAAGUUCCGUAUUCAAUUACCCAUAAGUUCCAUAUUAAAUUACCCAUAAGUGCCUUAUUCAAUUACCCAUAAGUCCCAUAUUAAAUUACCCAUAAGUUCCAUAUUCAAUUACCCAUAAGUUCCGUAUUCAAUUACCAAUAAGUUCCGUAUUCAAUUACCAGUAAGUUCCAUAUUAAAUUACCCAUAAGUUCCGUAUUCAAUUACCCAUAAGUUCCAUAUUAAAUUACCCAUAAGUGCCAUAUUCAAUUACCCAUAAGUCCCAUAUUAAAUUACCCAUAAGUUCCAUAUUCAAUUACCCAUAAGUUCCGUAUUCAAUUACCCAUAAGUUCCGUAUUCAAUUACCCAUAAGUUCCAUAGGAGACAUGGGCCUUAAAAUGGGUGUUGCUAAAGCUACGUAUUUCUUGGGUGAUGUCAUGUCAUCUUGAAUUUAGUCUCUGCAACAUAGGGAGGCAACUGUGUUAACAGUAGACUUGAAAACCGCUUUAGACUGUCGGCGAGGUCAGAUGUGUGUCAUCUGUCGCUCUCGCUUUUUUGGGGGGUCAGAUAUCGUCAAAUUUCGUUCUUUUGGUUUUAACGAGAUAAAAUAUCAUCAAGGUAAAUUUAAAUUACUGCCAUAUAAUAUUAGCUUACUUUGUUGCCAUAUUUGCACCCCACACAUCCACACCACACAGACAUACACGCAGACACAAUACACACACCACAGCCACACGCACAGACAUACACACACCACACAUACACAGCCCACGCACGCACACGCCCACACACAGACACAC